Molecule: messenger RNA, 699 nt
Organism: Mytilus californianus (California mussel)
Lineage: Eukaryota; Metazoa; Mollusca; Bivalvia; Mytilida; Mytilidae
Product: mucin-like protein
Exons: 5
Source: RefSeq, a predicted model, not a curated record
AUGUCCAUUCCUGGAAAUUGGGGAAGAUGGGGUUCGUGGAAUAGUUGUCCAGUAACAUGUGGUGGUGGCCUCCGGAUAUCAAACAGGGAUUGCAAUAACCCUCCUCCAUCCGGUGGUGGAUCAACAUGUAGUGGUAAAUCUAACAGGACCAAACAAUGUGCUACUGAUGAUUGCCCAGUUCCUGGAAAUUGGGGAAGAUGGGGUGCGUGGAAUAGUUGUCCAGUAACAUGUGGUGGUGGCCUCCGGAUAUCAAACAGGGAUUGCAAUAACCCUCCUCCAUCCGGUGGUGGAUCAACAUGUAGUGGUAAAUCUAACAGGACCAAACAAUGUGCUACUGAUGAUUGCCCAGUUCCUGGAAAUUGGGGAAGAUGGGGUGCGUGGAAUAGUUGUCCAGUAACAUGUGGUGGUGGCCUCCGGAUAUCAAACAGGGAUUGCAAUAACCCUCCUCCAUCCGGUGGUGGAUCAACAUGUAGUGGUAAAUCUAACAGGACCAAACAAUGUGCUACUGAUGAUUGCCCAGUUCCUGGAAAUUGGGGAAGAUGGGGUGCGUGGAAUAGUUGUUGAGUAACAUGUGGUGGUGGCCUCCGGAUAUCAAACAGGGAUUGCAAUAACCCUCCUCCAUCCGGUGGUGGAUCAACAUGUAGUGGUAAAUCUAACAGGACCAAACAAUGUGCUACUGAUGAUUGCCCAGGUAAAUGA